AUGCGACUGUUACUCCUAAAGCGGGCACUACACACCACCAGCAAACCGAAAGUAUCCGAGGUACUCACGGCAUACCUGAAGCAAUGUAACGAACCACCCUGGACAUCAUACUUCAUCAAACAUAGCGACGUCUACAACGAUCAGUUCGGAUGGUCACAUUUCAACUGGACGCUCGAUACGGGCACGAACUAUCACAUCCUGCGUACGGGUUGCUACCCGUACAUGAAAUAUCACUGUACCAAGCGACCUUGGCAGGACCUUACACUGGACGAUCGGUUCUUUCGAUGCAUCAAGGUGGCUAAUUUGGGACUGCCACAGCUAUUUUACGGACUUGCGGCGAUGUUUCUUAUACGCCACGUUGAGUACGUGCAGAUCGGGAGCGGUUCAGCACAGGUGCCGAUCUUUUUCCUUUACGCGGAGCACAAAGGAUCGAUGUAUUAA
Molecule: messenger RNA, 441 nt
Organism: Anopheles marshallii
Lineage: Eukaryota; Metazoa; Arthropoda; Insecta; Diptera; Culicidae
Exons: 2
Coding region: 1-441 (146 amino acids)
Source: RefSeq, a predicted model, not a curated record